Messenger RNA from Exophiala xenobiotica, 2322 nucleotides. RefSeq lists its product as uncharacterized. NCBI's taxonomy places the organism in Eukaryota, Fungi, Ascomycota, Eurotiomycetes, Chaetothyriales, Herpotrichiellaceae. Bases 1 to 2322 code for a protein of 773 amino acids. The record is from RefSeq and is a predicted model, not a curated record. The transcript has a single exon.
AUGCAAGGCAUGGUUCUCGGAUGCUCAGAGGAUACUGUAGUUUUCUCUCUCGACUCACGUAACAUAUCGGAUGCUAAAGGACGCAGGUAUACGAAUAUCGAAAUUGUGGGACAAGACGAUCCUCGCAUGCUACGGAAAUGGAGACUAUCUCGAGGCGCGCGACUUGUUCGCCUCAGAACAACCCUGCGGUCAAAGCCUCUGAUUGCGGCCCUCGUCAAGACCUUGCACGUACCAGAUCCUCACAUCUCUUUGUACCUUCCUAACGACAAUCCGAAUCCUGAGUAUGACGCCUACCUCUGCACAUUGGCGUCUGUGGUCAUGGCCUGCCCCAAUCUCGAAGCGUUUACAGGCUUCACGUCCUUCUAUAACCACACAUUCGAUCGACUAUCACACGCACUCUCGACGAGAGCAAAGCUCCGAGAACAUGCCUGGGUCAUUGCAGAGAAUGACGAGGUCAGAGAACGGAGUCAGAAACAGCUAUCUCCAGGGCUGCUGGACGGACACCAGACCUUCCAAUUCAUGUUGUACCAUGAGCGCUGGAAUUUGCUUGAAACUCUGGGGCUUUGCUCGCCUGGAAGUCUCGGCGUCAUCGAGCAUCAGCUCUUUGUGGACGUCCUCAAUGGGUUACCUUCACUGAAGAAUCUUUGCGUCUCCUCGUUCGAUGCAGAUGAUUUCCAUGACAGGACACUCCUUUCCUUUCCGCCGCUCACCUCGUUGAGACUAGAGGAAUGCGCAGGAAUUACAGAUGCCGGACUCACUCGAUGGGCGGCGAGCCCCAGAGCUGCCAGGAUCGAACGGCUUGCAUUGGUACACCAGAAUAUUUCAAGCUUGCUUACACUGGCCAAGGUACUUACCAGCCUUGAUCGGUUGAGAAAGCUCACUAUUGUCCAGACGGACACGGCACUAUCAGUGCCAGCCAAAUUGGGCUCAGUUGUCUUCCAACCGAUCAUGGCUUCAAAGUCGCUGAAAUUCCUCCACUGGGAUAUCCUUUGCGACCAACGGCAAUUGCCGGGAGAGGCAAACCAGAGCAUCGAUGAAUCUUCUCACUGCUUUGCUUCUCGCUUGAACGGGGACCCCAAUCUCACACCGAAUGACCACUUAGCACUAUCAAUAUCUCACAACGGCUUCCCGGCAUUGACAAAGCUCCGAGCACCGCGCGAUGCAUCGCCCAAUGGAAUUCUUCAGUCUGUCUGUCGGCUAGUGUUGGAUGAUCCAGACGCUACUUCACACAGCCUUUCGAUGUCACAACAGAUCACGGAGGAUCCGUGCUCCAAUUCCCUUCAACUGGCAAGGCUUCGAGCCAGAGCUAUCGCCGGGCGAUCUUCAGAGCAAAGGAAUGUAGCCGAGCUUCAUUCGACUAGCAUUCUGCUGCGUGCUAACCCUGACAAUAAGCAUGAGGCCAUGCCACAAACAGAAAGCGAAAACUCACUUGGCUCACUAAACACUAUCCAGUCUUUCUUAACGGAUAAGAGCACAAAUACUGAUGCUACAGAGCCGCUGCGUCUUCUCAGUCCAGUGUCUCCUCUUUCAGAACAGGAUCUGGCCUACAUGUCAGGGGGAGAUUCAGACAAAGAAGUAGUGCGAAGAAGAGAAUCCGGUGAUGGAAGCGGGAUAUUGGCUUCAAGGCGUGACAGUAUCUGCCAGUGCGAGUCCAAUCCAGGGAGUAUUUGUGUUUGCGGCCCGCAGACUCGGCCACAUCUCGAUCAUAGCGGACCUCCUACACCACCGCCGAGGAGCCACCUCAGGACCAGAUUUGGUUCCUUGAAUCGACCUCCGCAACCACCCGAGGAACUGUCCUCCGCUGCAUCAGCGGAGCCUGCGAGUGGAGCGCGACGUCGUUCCCAGUCCUCAAGCGCUGCGGCAUCAACGAUUAAGCCAAGGCACCCUAUGUUCUAUCUCGAGCCAGAUGUGGUAGGCCAUGACGAAAACGGUGGCCUGGUCGGGUGGGCCGAGCUUCUUGGAAUCCGCGAGAAGGCAAAGAAGGGCUGUCACUGUACUGAAACAACGCAUGAACGCGACGCCGCACAAGGAGAGGAAGGUGUUCAGGAUAUGUGUACAGGAAGCUGGAAUCCGUGGCUAAAGGACAACAGCACAGGCAGUGGUGACCUUGUCGUAGUCGAUGGAACCCCAAUUUCCACCUCCGGGGUGGCGAGCUUAGGACAAAAGUGGAAGCUGAAGUCAAAGGGGAAGUCAGCUUCGAGUUUGUCUUUCUCUUCCGAUCUGAAAGCUGAAUUGCAACAGAGACAAUAUAACAGACGGAGACAUGUCGCUCGGCCAAAAGGGGGACGAGGCGGGUGUAUUCAACUUGGUGACUUCUUCUGA